AUGGCGACAAAUGUUGGUGGUGGAAUGACGUCAUCGGAUGAUUACGACGAUUACGAUGAUCACUUUGUUGAUCCAUUCGAGAUGAUCUCUUCAUCAGCAUUUCUCAUUCUUGGUGUCACGACGAUUUGGAUCUAUUACCGUAUUGCAAAAUUUCAUUCUACAAAUGGCUUCAAAACAAACUUUCAACGAAUUUUCUUCAUCCUCAUUACAAAUGACAUGGUCUCUUUCCUCGCUCAACUCUUUGACGUUCGUUUACCCACUUGGGGCGUUCACGAAUGGUAUUUUUACAUAAAAGAGGGUCCCGUUCCAACGAUACUUAACUAUCUCUCUACAGUAACUUUGAUGAUUCAAAGUUUUGGCACUUUAUUGGUAGCGAUAAAUCGAGCGACUUCAUUGAUGUUUCCUGUUCAUUAUGAAAGGGACAUAGAGAACUGGAUGUAUUUUGGCGUGAAUAUGAGCUGUCUCUUCUUGAGUUUCCCUCUCAAUUUCUACCUUGGAUAUCGAUUGUUGAUCAAGAGAAAAGAAGUGAAGCUAACUCGUCGAGAAUUCGCUUUCCAUGCGACUACUGUAUUCCAAUUCAUUAUGGGAUGCGUAAAUGCUAUUGAUACGAUCAUUUGCAACACUCAAUCAAUGGAUGAUUACUGGAUUUUCUUUGAGACAGCCCCAAUUUUCUGUGAUUUGUGCAAUUUUGCGCCAUUGUGGUUUAUCUUCAUUGUCUCAAAAGAGAUUCGAUCGAAUGUUUUCGGGAAAAGGGAAGACUCGAUAGUUCUGGGAAAAGUAUCGAAUUUCACGACUUCUCCGCGAAGAUCCACCCGAAGUAUCAGCACGAUCUCGGUGAUCUCGGCGAUCCAAGCACAU
Mesorhabditis belari is the source of this 858-nucleotide messenger RNA. The record is from the annotation of a GenBank genome assembly. Lineage: Eukaryota; Metazoa; Nematoda; Chromadorea; Rhabditida; Rhabditidae.